This is a messenger RNA of Amorphotheca resinae ATCC 22711, 1132 nucleotides long. RefSeq lists its product as hypothetical. Gene Ontology annotation, molecular function: zinc ion binding; DNA-binding transcription factor activity, RNA polymerase II-specific. Gene Ontology annotation, biological process: regulation of DNA-templated transcription. Bases 4 to 669 code for a protein of 221 amino acids. The record is from RefSeq and is a predicted model, not a curated record. The transcript has 3 exons. NCBI's taxonomy places the organism in Eukaryota, Fungi, Ascomycota, Leotiomycetes, Helotiales, Amorphothecaceae.
ACGAUGGGCAAACCCGAUGCCAUGCAGGGGUCAGCGAGUCACCGACCCCGCCAAAGGACCUCGACCUCCUGCACGGAAUGUCGGCGGAGAAAACAAAAGUGCAACCAGGCCAGAGAUCGGCCCUGCAACAAUUGCGCCAGACGCUAUCCUCCUGUCGUGUGCACCUAUGAGAACGUGAGCUCCAGCGUGUCCAGAGGAUCGCCAGUGGAGCGAAAUGAGGAUCUUGCGGGUCCUGGCACGCCGCUCAGGACUCGGCCGGAUGAGCAGAGACCGGCGGCAGAUGGCCGACAAGGAGGGCCAACCCCUGAGCAAUAUCCAACAUAUCCAACAUCACCGCACUCUUACUAUGGCCCCGUCCAGACGAUCAAUUACUAUGCUCAGCCAGACUCGCAAGACGCGCCGUCAAGCUUAUACGCGUCGGCUUCCAGUGCUGCAUAUUACGGGACCACCGAAUCUUCUUCUUUUGCCGCACGUGGGCCGAGUUACGAUGCGAGCUAUUACGCGCCCACGUACGGCGAUUACACAGCGCAGGGAGGCUGGUUGCCUGACGAGCCCGGUACAACUUACACCAUGCAGAAUGACUUCUCCCUAGGCGGCUCACGACGAACAGCAGACCCCUUUCAAUUCUGCGAUCCUGAGCUUGAACCUGAGUACGAGCGUCCUCAGUAGAUUGAUGUCUGCGUGCCACCGAGACCCAUCCAGCCCGCCAGUCGCACCGUACCCCGUAAAAAGCCGGUUAUGUCGAUCAUCUCCCCGCGUGGUAUGAGAAUCGGACGCCACAGACCGUUGGAAGCCAGCUGGAUCCCAGUCCCAGGCGAUUCGUACCUCCGCACAGUCCCACACAGGUGCCAGUGGUUCCUUUUGACGUUGCGAUGCAUCAGACGACUGCAAUUUGGAGGCGGAUUUUCUCGGUUAUCAAUGGCCCUAGAUGAGGGGAUGAUGAUACUGUUCCUGUUGUUUUACCUUGCAAUAAAGAAGGUGAUUAUGAGUAGUUGUUCAGAAGGAUCCAGACGGCGGUUCCAAAUUGCGGGGUUGAAGAGCUCACCGGGUUUCGCUGACCACAUGGGCUGGGCACUUCCUUCCCGCCAUUUGCAUGAACGAAUUCAAGUGCUUCACUCAUGAUAUCUUAGAA